GCGGAGGAGGGGAGUGGGGUCCCCCCUUGCCGAGGACCCCCCGGCAUUCCCGGCUGGCCGUGACGGAGCCGCCGUGGCCGGGAGCAGCAGCUGGAGGAGGAUCACGCUGAUGAUCCUGGCUAUCACCAUCCACAACAUCCCGGAGGGCCUGGCGGUGGGAGUUGGGUUCGGGGCCGUUGGAAAAUCCGCAUCAGCCACAUUCCAAAGCGCCAGGAACUUAGCCAUUGGGAUUGGGAUCCAGAACUUCCCGGAGGGCCUGGCUGUCAGCCUGCCUCUGCGUGGUGCGGGAUUUUCCACCUGGAAAUCCUUCUGGUACGGCCAGCUGAGCGGGAUGGUGGAGCCCCUGGCCGGCGUGCUGGGCGCCUGGGCCGUGGCGCUGGCGGAGCCGCUGCUGCCGUACGCGCUGGGAUUCGCGGCCGGAGCCAUGGUGUACGUGGUGAUGGAUGACAUCGUCCCCGAGGCGCACACCAGCGGGAACGGGAAGCUGGCGUCCUGGAGCUCCAUGCUGGGAUUUGUGGUGAUGAUGUCCCUGGACGUGGGGCUGGGAUAGGGCAGCGCCGCGUUCCCGCAGGAGCCGUCAGAGCCCCGCGUGCCGCGGGAUUGGGACCGGCCGCGCCUCGGCCCGGCACUGGAUCUGUACAUAGACUUUUCUGGGAUCUGGUUUGGUGUUGAUUCCCUCUGAUUUUGUAUCUCCCCCUCCCCUCCGGGUUCCUGGCGAGCGCAAACGUGGGUGGGUCCUGCCAGAUCCUGCUUUGGUUUUCCUCUUGGAAGCGGUGUUGGAUGGCGCUGGGCUCUCCAAGGAAAGGCACUCGGGGUUUGAUGGGAGCUUGGGAAUUCCCUGUCCCGUGUGGAGAAGGUGAUAAACCGUGGGAUCACAGCUCUGCCACGUCCUGCUGCUCCUCGGGAAUUGGUUUGGAUGGAUGGAGACAGUCCAGGCAAAUAAAGAUGAAAUUCCUUGGGAUGUCUGCAAGAGGGAAAUGUCAUUUUUUUCCUAAAUGUGUCUCCAACGGGCUGUGUCCAAUGAUCCGGGGUUUUCUAUGGGGGAAAAUCCAGCAGGAAAGGAGGAUUUGAGUGUUUUCCAGCACCUGUCAGGGCUCCACACUGGCCCUGCCUGGAUGCAAUUCCAUGUGGGGCUCUCCAGCCUUCCCAAGGGAUUCAGAAUUCCCUGAAGAGCCAAGCCAGGGUUACCCCACACCCGCAGGAAGAGCCGAGCCAGCACCGGAGCCUUCCAGGAUAAAUGAAUGAAUCCCUUGGGAUGGAUUAAUUAUCCCGUCUGGAGAUCCAGGAACACGCUCGGGGGUCUCUGCCCCUUCUCCUGCUGCUUCCCAAGCGUUUCUCAUGGAUUGGCUCUUCCUGGGAGCUGAGGAUUGAUCCCGGCUGAGCAGAGAGUCCCCCGGGCAGGAGGGAAUUGCCGGGAUUGGAAGGAUGCUGCAAAUCCCAGCCCCCAUCUCCAGCACCAAGGGCUUCCCUGAGCCCUCCCGUGGGAAUAACUGGAAUUCCCGUGGCAAUAACUGGAUCUCCUGGCUGCCUCCUGCUGCUCAGCCCCUCUGGAAGCGGGGCUGGGAUAUCCCGGGUCCGCCUUCGGUCCCGCCGGAGCCAAAGGUUGGAAUAAACUGAGCUGGAGCUGGCCCUUUUUGUAUGAUCCUUGUUUUUCCGUUGGAUUUCCUUUCUGUGUCCCCCUGGAUGAUCCAAAGCUCCUGUUUGCCCAUGGAUUUGACCUUUUAACUGUGAUUGCUUUCAAUAAAUGGGAAAUGGAGUUUGCA
Molecule: messenger RNA, 1763 nt
Organism: Parus major (Great Tit)
Lineage: Eukaryota; Metazoa; Chordata; Aves; Passeriformes; Paridae
Gene: SLC39A11
Product: solute carrier family 39 member 11
Exons: 5
Coding region: 110-550 (146 amino acids)
Biological process (GO): zinc ion transmembrane transport
Cellular component (GO): membrane
Molecular function (GO): zinc ion transmembrane transporter activity
Source: RefSeq, a predicted model, not a curated record